AUGAUGAGGAGCGAUAUUGAGGUGCCUAAAGGCAUACAAGAUUACGUGUUAACAAAAGUGAAGAAGUUGGUUGUACCAGGCAAUACUGCUGCUGCAUGCCAUAGGAUGAGCUACCCUUACGUCGUGUACUACUGUCACCACCAACAAGACAUUGGUCAUUACGACGUAACUUUGGUUAGCCCAACCUCUGGUAACACCAUCCAAACCACCGCCGUAUGUCACUAUGACACAUACGCGUGGAAGCCUAAUGUCCCAGCCCUUCAAUACCUUGGGAUCCGCCCUGGUGAUGCCCCGGUCUGUCAUUUCUCUGCCAUAAAUGAUAUGUUUUGGAGCCUCAAAGCUAACUCCAAAUCUCUCGACAUGGUUGUGUAA
Molecule: messenger RNA, 372 nt
Organism: Chenopodium quinoa (quinoa)
Lineage: Eukaryota; Viridiplantae; Streptophyta; Magnoliopsida; Caryophyllales; Amaranthaceae
Product: BURP domain-containing protein BNM2A-like
Exons: 1
Coding region: 1-372 (123 amino acids)
Source: RefSeq, a predicted model, not a curated record